AUCUCACCCUCCGUCCAUAGAGCAAAUCUCUCUCUCUCUCUCUCCCGACACUAUCCGUGACUACUCUCCACGAGCGGCAGCAUCUCGGCCAAAUUCAGAGGCUGAAUCGGCCGUCACAGCAGCAGAUCUGAGUCCAACGCCGACAGAUCCGGGCGGGAAAACCCUAAUUCACGGCAAUGGAGGAGGCGCUGGAGAUGGCGCGGGCCAAGGACACCAAGGAGAGAAUGGCCGGAGUGGAGCUCCUCCACCAACUCCUCGAGGCCUCCAGGAAGAGCCUCUCCGCGUCCGAGGUCACUUCGCUCGUGGACUGUUGCUUGGAUCUCUUCAAAGACAACAAUUUUAGGGUUUCUCAGGGUGCGCUUCAGGCCCUCGCCUCCGCCGCUGUUCUCUCGGGCGACCACUUGAAGCUUCACUUCAAUGCCUUGGUUCCUGCCAUUGUCGAGCGCUUAGGCGAUUCCAAACAGCCCGUUCGCGAUGCUGCGAGGCGCCUUCUGCUCACUCUCAUGGAGGUUUCAUCACCAACAAUUAUUGUUGAAAGAGCUGGUUCUUAUGCUUGGACACAUAAAAGCUGGAGAGUUCGAGAAGAGUUUGCACGUACUGUUACGUCAGCCACUGGUCUCUUUGCAUCUACUGAGCUCCCUCUUCAACGUGCUAUUCUUCCUUCAAUAUUGCAGUUGUUGCAUGAUUCAAAUCCUGGAGUAAGGGAGGCAGCUAUAUCAUGUAUUGAGGAGAUGUAUACCCAUGCGGGGCCUCAGUUUAUGGAUGAACUUCAGCGGCACCAUAUCCCUUCACCAAUGUUGAAGGAUAUUAAUGCUAGACUAGAGAGGAUUGAACCGAAAGUUCAUUCUUCAGAUGGACUGGCAAAUAAUUAUACUUCUGUUGAGAUGAAGCCUGCUAGUGUCAAUCACAAAAGGAGCAGUCCAAAAGCUAAGAAUUCCACCCGGGAGGUGUCUCUUUUUGGAGGUGAUAGUGAUGUCACUGAAAAACCAGUUGAGCCUAUUAAAGUUUACUCUGAGAAGGAGCUGAUAAGGGAAUUUGAGAAGAUUGCUUCAAUUCUUGUUCCUGACAAAGAUUGGUCUAUCCGCAUUGGAGCGAUGCAGAGAGUAGAAGCCCUUGUCAUUGGAGGUGCUGCUGAUUAUCCAUGUUUCCGUGGACUGCUGAAACAACUUGUCAGCCCCCUGUGCACACAAUUGUCUGAUCGAAGAUCUAGCAUUGUAAAGCAGGCUUGCCACUUAUUGAGCUUUUUAUCUAAAGAGCUUUUGGGUGAUUUUGAAGCUUGUGCUGAAAUUUUCAUUCCAGUUCUGUUCAAGCUUGUUGUAAUUACUGUCCUUGUUAUUGCAGAGUCUGCAGAUAACUGCAUUAAAACGAUGUUGCGGAACUGCAAAGUUGCUCGUGUUCUGCCUCGAAUAGCUGAUUGUGCAAAAAACGACCGCAAUGCAGUACUUCGUGCAAGGUGUUGUGAAUAUGCGCUUUUGACACUUGAGUAUUGGGCUGAUGCACCUGAAAUACAGCGAGCAGCUGAUCUCUAUGAAGACUUCAUAAAGUGUUGUGUCGCAGAUGCAAUGAGUGAGGUUCGAGCAACUGCAAGAACUUGCUACAGAUUGUUUGCAAAAACUUGGCCAGAGCGUUCCCGUAGACUGUUUUUAUCUUUUGAUUCAGCUGUCCAAAGGAUAAUAAAUGAUGAGGAUGGGGGCAUACAUAGAAGACAUGCUUCUCCUUCCAUUCGUGAGAGAAGUUCACAGAUGUCUUUUACCCCACAAGCUUCCACCCCAUCUAAUCUACCUGGAUAUGGAACUUCAGCCAUAGUUGCAAUGGACAGAAGUUCCAGUUUGUCUUCUAGUACAUCCCUCUCAUCUGGGCUACUUUUAUCCCAAGCAAAGCCAGUUGGUAAAGGCACAGAAAGGAGCCUGGAGAGUGUGCUGCAGGCAAGCAAACAGAAAGUUACAGCUAUUGAGAGCAUGCUCAGAGGUUUGGAUGCAUCUGAGAAGCAUAAUUCAUCUCUCCGAUCAUCUAGUUUGGACCUAGGAGUUGAUACUCCAUCAUCUCGUGAUCCCCCAUUCCCACUUGCUGUUCCUGCUUCAAAUAAUCUGGCAGCCUCGUUAGGCAUUGAGACAACUACAUCUGGUAUAUCUAAAGGAAAUAGCCGCAAUGGAGGAUUAGCUUUGUCUGACAUCAUCACUCAAAUUCAGGCUUCCAAAGAUCCAAGUAAAUUGUCCUAUCGCACCACUGGAGGAGCUGAGUCUUUGACAGCACUUUCAUCCUACUCAGCUAAGAGAGCUUCUGACAAAGUACACGAAAGAGGAUCUGUUGAAGAUAACCUUGAUUCUAGAGAGGCCAGGCGAUUUAUGAACUUGCAUGUUGAUAGGCAAUAUUUGGAUACUCCUUAUAAAGAAGCAAAUUUCAGAGAUUCACAAAACAAUUAUAUUCCUAACUUUCAGAGGCCACUUUUGAGGAAGAAUGUUGUUGGACGAAUGUCUGCAGGCAGAAGGAGGAGUUUUGAUGAUAGCCAACUCUCAUUGGGGGAAAUGUCGAGCUAUGUGGAUGGUCCAGCUUCCCUCAAUGAUGCUCUUAGUGAGGGACUGAGUCCAAGUUCGGACUGGAAUGCCAGGGUUGCUGCAUUUAAUUAUCUUCAUUCUUUGCUGCAGCAAGGCCCAAAAGGAAUUCAAGAAGUUACCCAGAAUUUUGAGAAGAUAAUGAAAUUGUUUUUCCAGCACUUGGAUGAUCCCCACCAUAAAGUUGCCCAGGCAGCUCUUUCAACGCUUGCAGAUCUUAUUCCAUCUUGCAGAAAGCCCUUUGAAAGUUAUAUGGAGAGGAUCUUGCCCCAUGUUUUUUCACGGUUAAUUGAUCCAAAGGAAUUAGUAAGGCAACCUUGCUCAACUACAUUGGAAAUUGUCAGUAAAACUUAUGGUAUCGAUUCUCUUUUACCUGCUUUGCUUCGUUCACUGGAUGAACAGCGGUCACCUAAAGCAAAGUUAGCUGUCAUUGAGUUUGCUAUUAAUUCCUUCAACAAACAUGGAAUGAACUCUGAAGGCUAUGCUAAUAGUGGUAUUCUGAAGUUAUGGCUUGCUAAAUUGACACCAUUGGUCCAUGAUAAGAAUACAAAAUUGAAGGAAGCAGCUGUCACAUGCAUUAUAUCAGUUUACUCCCACUUUGACUCUGUAGCAGUCCUAAAUUUUAUUCUUAGUUUGUCAGUUGAAGAGCAAAAUUCCUUGAGACGAGCCCUUAAGCAGUACACACCUCGUAUAGAAGUGGAAUUGAUGAACUUUUUGCAGAACAAAAAAGAGCGGCAGCGCUCCAAGACUUCUUAUGAUCCAUCUGAUGCUGUGGGAACAUCAUCUGAAGAAGGAUACAGUGGAGUGUCUAGGAAGAACCACUUCCUUGGAAGGUAUACUACUGGUUCUGUUGACAGCGAUGGUGGUAGGAAAUGGAGUUCCACACAAGAGUCACUGCAAGUUACAAGUUCCAUCGGUCAAGCUGCCUCUGAUGAAACACAAGAGCACUUGUAUCAGGGUCUUGGAACUAGUGUCUACAGUGAUGUUCUUACUACCAAAACUAAGGACCUCAAGUACAUAGUUAGUGGUAUGGAUGGUAGUGUGAACACAGAGGCUUCUUCCACUCCAUGUUUGGAUGUGAAUGGACUGAUAGGUUCUGAUCUCCGAGGAAUCACUGCAGGCACUAAGCAUAAUAAUGAGGGUCUGCCCGAACUGGACUUUAAUCAUUCAAAACUUGGGGCUCUGAAAAUUAACUCUGCACCUGACACAGGUUUGAGCAUUCCUCAAAUUCUUCACCUGAUUUGCAAUGGGAAUGAGGAAAGCAAUAUUGCCAGUAAGCGUGGUGCACUUCAGCAGUUAGUUGAAGCAUCUGUUGCUAAUGAUCAAUCUAUUUGGACCAAGUACUUCAAUCAGAUUUUGACAGUUGUUCUUGAGGUUUUGGAUGAUUCUGAAUCAUCAAUCCGUGAACUUGCACUUUCGCUGAUAACUGAAAUGCUAAAGAAUCAGAAAGAUGCUAUGGAGGACUCUAUGGAGAUUGUAAUUGAAAAACUGCUUCAUGUUACAAAAGAUGUCAUUCCAAAGGUUGCAAAUGAAGCAGAACACUGUCUGACUAUUGUGUUGUCUCAGUGUGAUCCAUUCAGAUGUCUAAGUGUUGUUGUCCCUUUGUUGGUUACUGAAGAUGAAAAAACUCUUGUUACUUGCAUAAAUUGUCUAACAAAGCUCGUAAGCAGACUCUCCCAAGAGGAACUGAUGGCUCAGUUACCAUCAUUUUUGCCAGCCCUUUUUGAGGCAUUUGGGAACCAAAGUGCUGAUGUUCGCAAGACUGUUGUCUUCUGCCUUGUGGACAUCUACAUCAUGUUGGGGAAAGCAUUCUUGCCAUACUUGGAGGGUCUUAACAGCACACAGCUUCGGCUAGUGACUAUCUAUGCUAACAGGAUCUCUCAGGCCAGGACUGGUACUGCCAUAGAUGUUAACCAUGAUUAGCCCAUGUUCAGUACGAAAUGUUAUGGGUGCAGUGGUAUCGGUACAGCAACCCUGAUUAGCUGGUUUGCUUGGGUUGAAAAUUGUGGGUGUGGGAGUUCUCUUUUCAAUUCAUUGUUUUGUGUAUAUUGUAUAUCGUGUGGAAUGUGCUUUUGCAGGGUGCUUUCUCUUUGCAUUAAUAUAUUUUUUGUAUUCAUUUGUCACCUGUUUGUUUUGGAGUGGAGGGGAUCCUUUCGGUGGGAAACAAACAUGAACUAAGCCCGUAAUCAAAUCUAAACAAGGAGGGGCUCUUUGUAACUAGUUUGUAUGUUGUCUUUAAGAAGGAUGAGGAAUCAGGUA
Messenger RNA from Diospyros lotus (date-plum), 4811 nucleotides. Its product is annotated as CLIP-associated protein. The record is from RefSeq and is a predicted model, not a curated record. Gene Ontology annotation, molecular function: microtubule binding. Gene Ontology annotation, biological process: microtubule cytoskeleton organization. Gene Ontology annotation, cellular component: cytoplasmic microtubule. The transcript is spliced from 21 exons. NCBI's taxonomy places the organism in Eukaryota, Viridiplantae, Streptophyta, Magnoliopsida, Ericales, Ebenaceae. The coding region runs from base 177 to 4475 and encodes 1432 amino acids.